AUGGGGCACGAAGGAGUCUUCCCGGAGAGCUGGAGGAGGGAUCUGGUGCGGGAGUGGAGGAAGCCUGCGCACCUGGGGCUGGGGAGCUCGAGAGCUGCGUUCCCCAUCUCUGCAGCGGAGCUGCUGGGAGCCGUGCUGGACACGUCGGUGUCUCGGCUGCGCAGGGCCGACCCCGAGUCACGUAGUGAAGUUAUUUGAAAUUCUCUCCUUAGCUUCUUUGAAGACUUAGAGAAGCGGCACCAGGAAAACCUCCUAAUUCCUGACAUCAGUGACAUAGUGGAAGAACACGCCUCGAACCACUUCAGCCCUUAUAUCAGCUACUGCUCCAAUGAAGUCUACCAGCAGAGGACACUUCAGAAGCUGCUAGCCACAAACCCCUUAUUUAAAGAGACCUUGAAACAAAUUGAAAGAAAACCAGAAUGUGGAGGCCUGCCAGUGAUAUCAUUUCUCAUUCUCCCUAUGCAGAGAGUAACACGGCUUCCUCUGCUCUUAGAUACUGUCUGUCAAAAAACAAAAGCAUGCACUGCAGCAUACGGAGCUGCCACCAGAGCUCUGAAAGCCAUCAGCAAGCUGGUUAAGAACUGCAAUGAGGGAGCUCGUACUAUGGAGAGGAUGGAGCAGAUGUACACCCUGCAGCAGCAGCUGGAAUUUGGAAAGAAGAAGCCCUUACCACUGAUUUCUGCUUCCCGGUGGCUGCUGAAGCGGGGGGAGCUGCACCUGCUGCUGUCGGAGGAGGCGGGCAUCUUCCGUCGAGGCACCGGCAGGCUCUGCUACGUCUUCUUGUUCAACGACGUCCUGAUCAUAACCAAGAAGAAGAGUGAGGAGAGCUACGCCGUCAUGAACUAUGCCACGCUGGACCAGAUCACGGUGGAGAAGAUCGAGAGCGGGGACCCGCCUUCCCCUCCUCCCAGCAAGACCGGGAGCAGCGGCACGGCUCGCGGCGCGGCCGGCGGGCACCUGCUCCGGGUGGUGAUGGAGAAGGACAGCGAGGGCAGGCGGGAGGAGAUCGUGCUGUCGGCAGAGACGCUGAGCGACCGGGCCCGGUGGGUCACUGCGCUGAUGCACAGAGAAAAGGAAAAGCCUGACACCACUCCUAAAGGAGAUCUGAGCCAAGUGGAGAUAACCCAUGCCUACCUGGCUAAAGAGGCGGAUGAGAUUUCCCUGCAGCAGGCUGACGUCGUGCUGGUGCUGGACGGAGAGGACGGUAAGUGCCAGCGAGUGGGAGCUGCGGCCGGGGAAGGCUUCCCUUAG
Balearica regulorum gibbericeps (East African grey crowned-crane) is the source of this 1251-nucleotide messenger RNA. NCBI's taxonomy places the organism in Eukaryota, Metazoa, Chordata, Aves, Gruiformes, Gruidae. The record is from RefSeq and is a predicted model, not a curated record.